Messenger RNA from Ostreococcus lucimarinus CCE9901, 504 nucleotides. RefSeq lists its product with no specific name. Gene Ontology annotation, biological process: mitochondrial respiratory chain complex I assembly; mitochondrial electron transport, NADH to ubiquinone. The record is from RefSeq and is a predicted model, not a curated record. NCBI's taxonomy places the organism in Eukaryota, Viridiplantae, Chlorophyta, Mamiellophyceae, Mamiellales, Bathycoccaceae. Gene Ontology annotation, molecular function: 4 iron, 4 sulfur cluster binding; NADH dehydrogenase activity. Bases 1 to 504 code for a protein of 167 amino acids. Gene Ontology annotation, cellular component: membrane. The transcript has a single exon.
AUGCCGACCGAUCUCGCGGGCGUCCUGGACGCGAGCGCGAAGACGCUCGUGCUCACGGAGCUCCUGCGAGGGAUGUCGCUGACGCUGAAGUACUUCUUCGAUAAAAAGGUGACGAUCAACUACCCGUUCGAAAAGGGACCGCUGUCGCCGAGGUUUCGAGGCGAACACGCGCUGCGAAGGUAUCCCACGGGUGAGGAAAGAUGCAUCGCGUGUAAGUUGUGCGAGGCCAUAUGCCCAGCGCAAGCGAUCACGAUCGAGGCGGAGGAGAGAGAGGACGGAAGUCGACGAACGACGAGAUACGACAUAGACAUGACGAAGUGCAUCUUUUGCGGGUUUUGCCAAGAGGCGUGCCCGGUGGACGCCAUCGUGGAGGGACCAAACUUUGAGUACGCGACGUUUUCGCACGAGGAGUUGCUGUACGAUAAGGAGAAGUUACUCUCUAACGGUGAUCGAUGGGAGAAGGAGAUCGCGAGAAACUUGCAAUCGGAGGCGAUGUACCGAUGA